Molecule: messenger RNA, 1599 nt
Organism: Hevea brasiliensis (rubber tree)
Lineage: Eukaryota; Viridiplantae; Streptophyta; Magnoliopsida; Malpighiales; Euphorbiaceae
Product: exopolygalacturonase clone GBGE184-like
Exons: 5
Coding region: 32-1273 (413 amino acids)
Biological process (GO): carbohydrate metabolic process
Molecular function (GO): polygalacturonase activity
Source: RefSeq, a predicted model, not a curated record
AAAGAAGCCUACAGACUGGAUUUGAAGAAGAAUGUCUAUGGCCAUAACAAAAAGACUCUUGGCAAAUGUCAUUCUUCUCUUGUGCUUAGCAAUGGCUUCUUUUGAGGCCAAGGGUAUGCGCGGUGCCAUUAUUAGACCUGGUCCUCGCGCUGGUCGUAGAAGAGAUCCCAGUGAAAAAAUCUAUAACGUUGUACAUUUUGGUGCAAAAACUGAUCCACGAAAGGAUAAUGCAUUGGCUUUCAUUCAGGCAUGGAAUGCCGCAUGCAACUGGAGAGGAAAGGCAAGGCUACUUGUCCCGAGGGGGAUUUUCGUAGCCUCUUCAAUGGUAUUUGGGGGACCGUGCAAAAAUACAGCUCCCACUGUUUUUCAACUUGUGGGAACUCUCAAGGCAGUAUCGGAUUUGAGCAGCUACGCAGAAGAUUUUUGGAUGAUAUUCCAAAAUGUAAAUGGCUUGGUAGUUACUGGAACUGGCACCGUUGAUGGCCAAGGCCCUAAUGUAUGGAAAUAUAACAAUCAUGAAGGCAGUGUUUUUCCAACAUCUAUUAAGUUCUAUCGCGUGGCAAAUGGGAUUAUAAGACGAAUCAAUUCUGUUAACCCCAUGGGAUUCCACAUUGGGAUUGUUCUUAGUCAGAAUAUUAGAGCCAGAAAUCUCCAUUUAAUAGCUCCUGAAGAUAGCCCCAACACUGAUGGUAUCCAUAUCAGCCAAUCCAAUCAAGUUAAAGUAGCUAGAAGUGUCAUUGCUACUGGAGAUGAUUGCGUCGGAAUGAUUCAUGGAAGCACCGAUAUUAGCAUCAAGAAAAUGACCUGUGGCCCCGGACAUGGCAUCAGUAUUGGAAGUCUUGGGAAGUACCCAGAUGAGAAGGAUGUAAAAAGCAUCCUUGUGAGAAACUGUACAUUAAGGAACACUGAGAAUGGAAUCAGAAUCAAAACAUGGGCAGGAUCACCUCCAAGCCAAGCUACAGCCUUGACUUUCCAGGAUAUCAUUAUGCACGACGUUAAAAACCCCAUUAUUAUUGAUCAAUCCUACGGAUCUAAGUCAAAAGCGCCAUCAAAGGUACAGAUCAGCGACGUUAAAUACAUGAACAUUAGGGGAACCACAACCUCAAAAGUUGGAGUUGAUAUUGAGUGCAGCAAGCAGUUCCCCUGUCAAAGAGUUCAUUUGGCUAACAUCAAUUUGAAAUACACUGGUGCUAAAAAACACACUUUCUCUGCUACAUGCCAAAAUGCAAGAGUAAGCUAUGCAGGCAUGCAAUUCCCACCACCGUGCCGAUGAGGGCUUAAAUUUGCAAUAACAGCCUUUCCUGCUUAAGCAUCAUUUGUAUCAAUUGGUACAGUUAAGGAACAAGGCAAUGGAGCUUUGGAUCUAAUAGAAAUUAAUAUUACAUACACUUUAUUAGCAUCAUUGCAAAACUAUUUGUCUAAUACAUAUGAUGCGCACCAUCGGUUGGAAAGGGCUAGUAAGAAAGCUUUAUAUUUUCACCACAUUGGCUUGACUGCACAAGUCAACUUCAAAUGCAAGAGGCAAUUGCAAAAGUCUCAGUUUACAACAAUUUUUAAAUGCCUAAUUCUUGUCAGUUUCUCAAAAUUAAAGACUAACUG